Pimephales promelas (fathead minnow) is the source of this 2599-nucleotide messenger RNA. It is a transcript of the gene rtbdn, whose product is annotated as retbindin. The record is from RefSeq and is a predicted model, not a curated record. NCBI's taxonomy places the organism in Eukaryota, Metazoa, Chordata, Actinopteri, Cypriniformes, Leuciscidae. Gene Ontology annotation, molecular function: riboflavin transmembrane transporter activity; riboflavin binding; signaling receptor activity. Gene Ontology annotation, cellular component: external side of plasma membrane.
UCAUCGAGAUGUCCUUCGACUACAGCUCGGGGGAAAGAGUGAGAGCAGAUCAAACCGGAGAGCAUCAGAACAGCCACUGGACGCAGCAAUAACAGAUUAUUUCUUACAGUUGAAAGACAAACGCAGGUGAAAAUGGGCGUGUCCAGAGUUCUGCUCGGCCUUGCCUGCCUCGUUCUAUUGGCUGCUGCUGUGAUGAGUCACGAGGGGGCGUGUCUUCAGGACGGGAGACACAAAGCCACGCCCAGUCCUGAGGCCCGUCUGAAGGACUGCUCGCUCUACUCAGAGAAUUCAUGUUGUUCUGAGACAGAUGUCCAGGAUCUCUCCAGCUCCGGGGACAACUCUCUCUGGGACAAGUGUGGUCUUCUCAGCCCUCUCUGUGAGUCCUUUCUGAAGCGCGUGGUGUGUUUCUAUCGCUGCUCUCCUGACGCUGCUCGCUGGCCACACCCACAUCAUGACUCCUCCCUGAAGGCGGUGCCUCUGUGCCACAGCUUCUGCAGAGACUGGUACGAGGCCUGUAAACUGGACCUGACGUGUGCUCGAGACUGGGCCACCGACCCAAGAGGACAGAACUGCACCGGCGGCUGUGUGUCUUACCAACAGAUGUAUCAGCACGGGCGAGACCUCUGCGAGAGUCUUUGGGGAGACGCCUUUAUGACGGUUGAGGACGACCCUGGUGAAGAAGACGGUGUCGAAGGCCAUAGCUGCGGCUGUCUGACUCUCAGCCCCUCAGAUCGAGAGGUGAUCGCGGCCCUCAGGGUUCAGGAAGGAGACCCCGAAGAACUGGACACCACCAAGAGCGGCCUGCCCCAGUACAGAGCACCCUGCCCCCCUGCGCAGCCUCAGACACGCAGCGCCACAGCGCCACCUCAGGCCCGGAGGAGCAACACCGUCCUGCGCAAACGCUCCAUUCUGGCCGCCGAUAUGGAAGGCAGUGGAAGCGGCUUCUAGAACAUUUGUGUUCUAGAUCUUCUGAAUGUUUAUUAUCAACUGUUCUGUUUUAUCUUAUCCGUUGAAUUUAAAGGAAACGGAUGCAGUGCGCUUUCUACCGUAAUUCUAUUGUCUAUUUAACACAGUCGACAAAACAAUCCUGGAUAGACUCAAACUAGUUCUGUAAAUUUGAAUUUCUGCGUAUUUUGACCUGUUAAAGGUGCAUUGUGUAAUAUUUAGGAGGAUCUGUUGACAGAAAUGCAAUUUCAUAUACAUAACUAAGUUUUCAGUGGUUUAUGAAGACCUUACAUAAUGAACUGUUAUGUUUUUAUUACCUUAGAUUCAGCCAUUUCUAUACAUACACACACCGCGGGUCUGCUUACUUCGACAUGUUUCUACGGUGGCCCCGAACGGACACACGCGUUUCGUCACUAUGUUGUUCUUCAUGUAAAGAUCAACCUAAAGUCAUCGAAUGAAACACUGACAUAAUGAUAAACAAGUAACAAUAAUAUUCACAAUAACGUAUCGUUUUACUGAAUAAUUAAGUAAACCUAAUUUCUUCAUUUAUCUUUGUAAAGAAACCUCAUUGCUGAACUGGCUACUCCCUGCUGUCUCAGAUGACGACAUGACUUCCUGUCGGCCACCGUAACUUUUGUUAUGUGUAAUUCACAACCUCACCACUAGAUGCUGCUAAAUAUUACACACUGCACCUUUAAAGUCAACAUGACAAGUUGAAUUUAAGUCUGAAUCUCAUUGAAUAUUUGGUAACAUUUUACGAAUAAUGAACAAUAUGGCAUUUAUUAAUCUUAGCUAAUGUUAAUCUCAGCAUUUACUAAUGCAUUUUUAAAAUCAAAGUUGUGUCUGGUAACAUCAAGUAAUGCUCUAACCCCAACAUGGACGAAUAAUGAAUAACUAUAUUUUUAUUAGCUAACAUUAACAAAGAUUAAUAAUGCUGUUUAAAAUAUAUUGCUCAUAUUAGUUAAUGCAUUAACUACUACCAAUAAAUAAGACCUUAUAAAGUGUUUUCAAAUAUUCUUAUUCACCUGGAAAUAUCACAAAUUACAUCAGGAAUAUGGGUUGCGAAUCUUGUUUUAUGUACAAUUGAACUGUUCAGUGUGUUUUUGUAUUUGCCCACUGCAUGAAACUACAUCAUUUACAAAUAUUAUUAUGGAAUUUUUGUCUCAGUUUAGACUUUGUCUAAAUGUUGCUAUUGUCGCUUGUUUCUAUAACUGUGAUAUUUCAUGCGAUCACAACAAGUAUGGAUGUCUCAUUUCUUCUAACACCACAUUAUCAUACAUGCAUAUAGCCUAGUCUUUACAUUUCACACAGUCGUAUGUGUAAUUCAUGUCUGUGUGUUUUGAGUAAAUGACAUUAUUAGUGGAAACGCAGAUAUGAUUCAGCUGUAAUUUACUCUUACGUAUUUAUACAGACGUAUAUAAAAUGUAAUGCUGUAAAGAAAAACUGUGAGAGCACUAUAAGUUCUGUAUGACUGGUUAUAAAUGAGUGUACUAGUUGACUGUUUAACAGUGAACAUGCGGACAUGUCUGUAUGUAAACAGAUGGCCAGUGUGAGCAGUUUGAUGUUUCAGUAUUAUGUGGCUGCCUUGAGUAUGUGUUUCUCAUCUGAUCUUAUAUGUCUUUAAUUAAUAAAUUAACUAAACUUGUUCUUUAAA